CUCCCACCCCCAAUCCCCGCUUUCCCACCGCCUUCGGGAUUGGACAGAACCAAAAAGCGAAUACAUUCAAGAGGGGAAAAAAAAUCUCCAAGCGGGAAAAGGGGAUUGGCGGGAAGCGAGCACGGAUGUUUAACUUUUUUUCCAUUUCUCUUUUAUUUUUAAAUUUCGUUCUCCUGCUGCUGCCGUCUUUCUUUGCUUAACCCCUCUCUCACUUUUCGGUCCGCUUUGCCGCUCGCCCUUCUCGGUCCGCGUUCUCUUCCCCCCCCCCCCCUUGUAGAGGGGGUAAAAUGGCGGCCGCGUGGGGUCGGGGUAGGGAAAUAUCUCUCUAUCUCCGCCGCCCCGAUCGCUUUUUGGGCAGUCUGCCUGCGGUGGUUGUUGGUUGGUGCUCCAGGAUGAGGGUCAAUGUGGAUUCCUCCCGACGUGGCUAACGACAUUUUUCUAAAAAAAAGGAAUCCGGGUGGUGUGCGCACGAUCUUGUGAAAUGGUGGGCGAGACUUUGGGGUCUAGGAAUGCACGUUGUAAAGCUGUUGCUGCAAAGCUCUCACUCCGCAGGUUAUCUCUGCGCUACUGACUGGAUACACCCUGGGUAUUGAUCCCAGGUGGAAGCAGGUUUUGUUCAGUUUUGAACAGUAUUCUGCCAAGAAUUCUGCAGCACAGUCAAGUUAAUAAUGGAACAGUACACAGCAAAUAACAGCAAUUCAACUGAACAGAUAGUGGUUCAGGGACAAAUUCAACAACAGAGUCAGCCAUUAAUGGUCCAAGUUAGUGGUGGUCAGUUAAUCACAUCCACUGGUCAACCAAUCAUGGUUCAAGCAGUACCUACAGGACAAGGACAGACAAUUAUGCAGGUUCCUGUCUCUGGAGGGCAAGGUAUACAACAGAUUCAGCUGGUUCAACCAAGUCAGCUCCAGCUUCAAAGUGGGCAAGCUGUUCAGGUCCAGAACCAACCGGGACAGGCACAACAAAUCAUUAUUCAACAGCCGCAAGCAGCUGUGACAGCAGGACAAACACAGCAAAUAGUGCAAGGACAGCAGGUGGCACAGACUGCAGAGGGACAGACAAUUGUAUACCAACCGGUUAAUGCAGAUGGCACCGUACUCCAGCAAGUUGCAGUCCCUGUUACAGGCAUGAUCACGAUUCCUGCUGCCAGUCUUGCUGGGGCUCAAAUUGUCCAGACAGGAGCCAGCACAAGUACCACAAAUAGCAGCCAGGGCACUGUAACGGUAACGCUACCUGUUGCUGGAAGCAUGGUCAAUGCAGGCGGCAUGGUGAUGAUGGUACCAGGGACUAGUACAGUUCCAGCGAUGCAAAGGAUCCCUUUACCUGGUGCAGAGCUACUAGAAGAAGAACCAUUAUAUGUAAACGCCAAACAGUAUCACCGAAUCUUAAAAAGGCGACAAGCAAGAGCUAAACUUGAGGCAGAAGGUCGGAUUCCAAAAGAAAGGAGGAAAUACCUCCAUGAGUCACGUCACCGCCAUGCAAUGCAGCGAAAACGUGGAGAAGGUGGCCGCUUCUUUUCUCCCAAGGAGGGUGAUGAGAUUAAACACCAGCAGAAUGAAGAAAUAGUGGGUCAGGUGAUCAGGGUGGCCUAAACCUCUGCCUUAUGCAAGUCCUUUGAAACAGACACCUAGUCAAAUUGACGGUCUCUCCUCCAUCCAGUAUUCCUACAUUGACUGCCUCGCCUGCAUUCCUGAAACAAGUGGAGCUUUACAAAAAAAUGGUCUUCUCCAGGGGAAAAACCUUCUUUUCCUUGAGAAUUUAGACUAAAUAACAUUACUGAAGUGUCAGUGAUGAAACUCACUUCAACAGGAAAAGGACUUGGAGUAACUUUUAGUCUAGGUGGAGAAAGCCAAUGUUGCAACUGCUUUCAAUGGUGAUGGUACCUAGUCUGUUAGUUUUGGAUGUAUGGGGAGAAUCACCCUGAUGCUUUGUCUACUUUUAGAAAGUUGACAAAGGUCAAAGUGUAGUGUCUUGUAAAUUUAUCAAAAACCUCUGGGGAUGAGGGAGAGGGUUAAAAACACAAAUGGAAUAGUUAUCUUGUAAUGAGUGACAGAGGAGAGGAAGGGGUUUACCUGAUGCAUUUGGUAUGUUAUUAUGAAACUUACAUGAUUUUGUAUUUUUUCCAGUGUUUGUUAAUUGAGAUAAUGUACAAGUGCGUUUUUUUUAAUUUUCAUUGUGUACCCAAUGCAAUUACUCAGUAAAAUGUAGCAGAAAGACUGCUUCCUGAGAAAUGGUAAACCAUUUUAGAAAACCAUUUAUUUUACAGAAUUGGUAUUACGUUGGAUGCAAUUUCAGUGCUUCAAGUAUGGCUGUAAUGUAGCAAGAAAAUGUUUUUCUUAAAAGGGAUGAUAGGGUAUAUUACAAAGUAGUAAGUUAGUGCAGCAUGAGGGCCACUACUCAACCAUAACAUUCAGAUAUUUCAACUUUAAUCAUUAGUUCAUCCUAAGGUAGGUCAGCCGGGACAACAGUAGAUCUUGACCUUGCGCCUUUGAGUUGAUUGGGGAAGUCAUCACAAAACAUUUAAGGUAUGGUUGUUGUUUCUCACCAUCUUGGUUCCUGUACGGUACAGAUGUCUGGAUGUUGAGAGAGGACAACUCAGUGACACUCUCCAUAGUUCAGUGACGCACCAGUGUUCAUUGUCUUGCAUGAAACAUGGCAAUUUUUUUGUGGUCAGAGAAAUGUAUUGCUGUCAACAAGACCUUAUUCCAGUUAUGCAUUUAUCCUUUUCUGUUGUAAGGGUGAGGGUAGAAAAGUCAUGAAUUGCAAGAAAUGAUUAUUUUCAAAAUUGGUUUUGUUUUCUUAUUUUAAUAUCAGGCUACUUUUCUCCCCCUAGAGAAAUGUAUGAAUUUUCUUCCUACAUUUGAAAUUAACACUACACUGUAGUAGCACACAAGUGCAGCCUAAUUGUAAAAUACCAUUUCUUCAUUUGUUGUGCUUCAACUACAGAGAUAGUGUUUUGUUGUUGUUACAAAAAAAAGGGAAACUCCCAUUUUAAAAAGCAGCAUUUGGCUAACACUUCUUUAGAAAAUAAUAUCCUUUCUCAGCUGUGACUAGUAUUCAAAUCCAGUGAUAUUUUAAAACAACUUCAGUUUCUGAGGAUUGGAUUCAACGGAGUAUAAUGCCAAUAUGUUAGACUAUCUUGCCACAUUUGAGCAGAUUAAAUAAGAAAUGACGCGCUGCCCUCCAGGAUGUCAGUUAAAGAUGCUAUGAAAAACAUUUGACAGUCUUCAUGUAGCACUGGAUCUUGACCUGGUUCUUCAGUGCAUGUGUUGGAAAUGCAGUAUUUUUUUUUAAUCAGGUAUAUGAACUUGGUUUCAUAUCUGACCUAGGCAGGAUAAAAGGUAUUUUUUCAGAUGUAGAACCAACUUCAAUUCUAACCGCGACAGCAGAUGCAAGGCUAGGACCCUAAAAUGAAUUUGGGGCAUUCUGUAUCCGUUCAUUUUCUAGAAAACUCAAAUCUGCAACAAUCCAAUAAUAUGCAGUAAUGGGGUAACAAGAGAACCAUUGAUGUGGGAAUAAAAAUAUCACUGCUCUAAGGAUCUAUUGGACUUUUCUGAGGAUGGAUAAUUGGUGGAAGCCAGAAAGACUGUAGUAGCCAAAUUCUGGCAAAUGUACAAUUUGGACCAAAACAGCCUUGGAAAUUCCAAGCAACUGUGUAACGUCUUCAGUAUUUGGGUAAUAAGGAACUUAGCAGAACAGAAUUCAUUAAACUUUACCAUUGGCUGUAACCCACCUUUGUGCUUGAGCAGGAAGUACUUAAAGUAUAAAUAGGAGAGAUCUUUGAACAAUCAACAACAAUCAAAUUCAGUAUUUGCUGAUUCUGAAUGCAAUACCUUCCACACAUGCACCAGAAGAAUCAGUUAUCCAGGUAAUUGACUUUUUACCCUUGCAUCGAUUAACAUUACACAGUGACUGAGUAACACAAAACUCAGCUUUAAGGGCUUUGAAUAUCAGGUAGAACAUUUUAAUUGUUGCAGAUAUUAUAAAAAAGUCAUGCAGAUUAUAAAUAUUUCAACCAAUGCAUUGAAAUGAGUGACUUCUUUUUGUAUAUAGGUUACAGAUUUAUAAUUUUUAUAUACAGCAUUUGGUUUGUAAGCAUGAAUCUAUGAAUUUAGCUGUAGAAGAAAAGUACUGUGUACGUGGUUCAGCUAAUAAAACCUUACCAUUUUAGUAUUUUAAAA
Molecule: messenger RNA, 4181 nt
Organism: Chiloscyllium plagiosum (whitespotted bambooshark)
Lineage: Eukaryota; Metazoa; Chordata; Chondrichthyes; Orectolobiformes; Hemiscylliidae
Product: nuclear transcription factor Y subunit alpha-like
Biological process (GO): regulation of DNA-templated transcription
Cellular component (GO): CCAAT-binding factor complex
Molecular function (GO): DNA-binding transcription factor activity; DNA binding
Source: RefSeq, a predicted model, not a curated record